CUGUGACGCGCAUCAGCCACACCCCUGUGCCGCACGGUGCUUUUUGCUCUACAGUCAGGUGUCAUUUCGUCCGGAAGUCAGGUAAACGCGUACACCUGACAUGCGGGAGGCCCUGGCUUACCUGCAUGACUCGGAGCUGGUGGCGGGCUUCCAGCGGCGAUGUGGACUCUUCUUGGUCGAGGUAACGCGUCACAGACGCGGGGGGGUUAUUGACCAAUCAGGUGGUCCGCACCAGAAGACUUGGGACCACCAGGACAGCAAAUCAAACUACAAAUAUGGAGAAAAUGGUUGCAUCAUCACCAAGCCAGGGUAUGAAGUGAAGAACCGGCUGCUGCACAUCCUCUUCCUGCUCUCGGCUGGCCUGGGGCACGAGGUCUUUUACAUCACCUGCCUGCCGUGCAUACACUGGAACCUGGACCCCUUCCUGUGUCGACGCCUCGUCAACAUGUGGACUUUGGUGAUGUACAUCGGCCAGGUGAUGAAGGACGUGUUGAAGUUGCCCCGUCCUUGCUCCCCGCCGGUGGUCAAGCUGGAGAUGCGUGUGGAUGCAGAGUACGGCCUGCCCUCCACGCACGCCAUGGCCGCCACCGCCAUCUCCUUCACGUUGUUGCUCAGCGCCCCCUCUAGGAUCCAGUUCCAGUUUGAGUUGGGUCUGCUGAUGGCGGUGACGCUGUCGACAAUGGUGUGUCUGAGCCGUCUCUACACUGGCAUGCACUCUGUUUUGGAUGUUAUCUGUGGUGUUUUGAUCUCAGCACUCGUGAUGGUUCUGACUUACCCGUACUGGGAAUCAUUCGACCAGUUCCAGCUCACCAGCAGCGUCUCUCCCAUGGCGGCGUUGGCGUUACCCUUCUUCCUCUGCUACACGUACCCAGAACUGGAACACUACAGCACCACGCGGGGGGACACCACCACCAUCCUUGCAGCCGGGGCCGGAUGCUCUGUUGGGUAUUGGCUCAACGAGCAGUUAGGGGAGACUUUUGAGCCCAGGGGGGUGCUGCCUGUACCCUUACCCGCACUGACCGCACACACACUGGCGCUGGGCAUUGCCCGCUUCCUUGUUGGAGUGGUGGCGGUGGUCGGAACCCGGCAGGUGAUGAAAGCGGUCAGCUUACGUUUGCUGUAUUGGUGGUACGACAUUCCAAAAGACGACCAGAGUGCCAGGACCAGGAAAGAGAUCGAAGUACCGAGCAAGUUUGCCACGUACACGAGUGUUGGACUUGUUCAUUCUUUGCUGGUCAGUAGAGUCUUUCUUUUACUGGGACUACUAUGUUGAAUAAACGUGUGUGUAAUCUGCAUUUGCAAUGACAAAUGUGAUUAAAUGUAAUAAAUAUGUACUUUAUAUAAUAAAGAGAAGACUGUUGGUGAGAUUCUCAUAAGUA
This is a messenger RNA of Entelurus aequoreus (snake pipefish), 1379 nucleotides long. Its product is annotated as sphingosine-1-phosphate phosphatase 2-like. The record is from RefSeq and is a predicted model, not a curated record. Lineage: Eukaryota; Metazoa; Chordata; Actinopteri; Syngnathiformes; Syngnathidae. Gene Ontology annotation, cellular component: endoplasmic reticulum membrane. Gene Ontology annotation, biological process: phospholipid dephosphorylation; sphingosine metabolic process. Bases 101 to 1273 code for a protein of 390 amino acids. The transcript has 5 exons. Gene Ontology annotation, molecular function: sphingosine-1-phosphate phosphatase activity.